Sorex fumeus (smoky shrew) is the source of this 1812-nucleotide messenger RNA. It is a transcript of the gene SEPTIN3, whose product is annotated as septin 3. The transcript is spliced from 11 exons. The record is from RefSeq and is a predicted model, not a curated record. Gene Ontology annotation, molecular function: GTP binding; GTPase activity; molecular adaptor activity. Gene Ontology annotation, biological process: cytoskeleton-dependent cytokinesis. Gene Ontology annotation, cellular component: presynaptic cytoskeleton; neuron projection; microtubule cytoskeleton. NCBI's taxonomy places the organism in Eukaryota, Metazoa, Chordata, Mammalia, Eulipotyphla, Soricidae. The coding region runs from base 226 to 1293 and encodes 355 amino acids.
UGGUGCGGGUGGCAGCGGCGGCGGCGGCGGCGGCGGCGGGGCGCGCGGGCAGGGGCAGCGGCGCGAGCGAGCCGAGGCCAGUCCCGGGGGCGGGCAGCGGCGAGGGCCGAGCGGCGAGGCCCGGCUGCGGGGGCCGCUCGGGCCCGGACGAGCCCCGCGCCGCGCUCAGCCCGGCAGCCCCGCGCCCUGAGCAUCUCCCGGAGGCGCGGAGACAAAGGAGGAUUCAUGUCCAAAGGGCUCUCGGACGCAGCCAUGUCAGAGCUGGUGCCUGAGCCCAGGCCGAAGCCGGCAGUGCCCAUGAAGCCCGUGAAUGUCAGCGUCAACUCCAGCCUGCUGGGCUACGUGGGCAUUGACACCAUCAUCGAGCAGAUGCGCAAGAAGACCAUGAAGACGGGCUUCGACUUCAACGUCAUGGUCGUGGGUCAGAGCGGGCUGGGCAAGUCCACGCUGGUGAACACGCUCUUCAAAUCCCAGGUGAGCCGCAAGGCCUCCAGCUGGAACCGAGAGGAGAAGAUCCCCAAGACGGUGGAGAUCAAAGCAGUGGGGCACGUGAUAGAGGAAGGCGGCGUCAAGAUGAAGCUCACGGUCGUGGAUACCCCGGGCUUUGGGGACCAGAUCAACAACGAGAACUGCUGGGAGCCCAUUGAGAAGUACAUCAACGAGCAGUACGAGAAGUUCCUGAAGGAGGAGGUGAACAUCGCCCGGAAGAAGCGCAUCCCCGACACGCGCGUGCACUGCUGCCUCUAUUUCAUCUCCCCCACCGGACACUCCUUGCGGCCGCUGGACCUGGAGUUCAUGAAGCACCUCAGCAAAGUCGUGAACAUCAUCCCGGUCAUCGCCAAGGCCGACACCAUGACGCUGGAGGAGAAGUCGGAGUUCAAGCAGAGGGUUCGCAAGGAGCUCGAAGUGAACGGCAUCGAGUUCUACCCCCAGAAGGAAUUCGACGAGGACCUGGAGGACAAGACGGAGAAUGACAAAAUUCGGGAGAGCAUGCCCUUUGCCGUGGUGGGGAGUGACAAGGAGUACCAAGUGAACGGCAAGCGUGUGCUCGGCAGGAAGACGCCCUGGGGAAUCAUUGAAGUGGAGAACCUCAGCCACUGUGAAUUUGCCCUGCUUCGUGACUUCGUGAUCCGGACCCACCUCCAGGACCUCAAGGAAGUGACGCACAACAUCCACUACGAGACCUACCGGGCCAAGCGGCUCAAUGACAACGGAGGCCUCCCCCCGGGAGAAGGUCUCCUGAGCACUGUCCUUCCACCGGUGCCAGCCACCCCCUGCCCCACAGCUGAGUGACGGCCCUUCCAAGCGCCGCUUCUCCCGCCACGCCUGGCGGCUCUUAGAGCUGCCCGGGCCGUGGCCUUUGGGGCGCUGAGGGGGGCCGCCCCGAGCAGGCGGCAGCGGCUGGCUGCCUCCCUAGGACACCUUGCUUCCUCCACGCUCCACGCCACCACCCCCUCCCUGUGGAAGGGAGCUCUCGCCGCACUGCCCUCCAUCGUCUGUGUCCGCCGGUCCCGGCCUGUCUGUGGGGUGAAGGAACUCACCAAGAGCUGCUUCUGCCCUUGCUACCCCAUGCCAGCCACCUGUGACCAUCUCCCAGGGCACGGCCCCCUCCCCGCUCGCUGCAUGCGCCGCUCUUGGAUCCCCCGCAGGGGCCAAGAAGGCAACCUUGCUUCUUGUCAGAUUUGUGGACGUCAGCUGUGUGAGCCCCGAUGUGGAACAAGGGUGUCUCCUGCAUUACCUAAGGCUUAUGUGUCAGGAUGGAUCAUUCCAGAAGGGGGAGCAAGGGCUAGGAUUGCUUUUUUUUUUUUUUUU